CUUUUUCGGCCUUCUCCCCACGCGCAGGCGCAUAGCGUCCCAAGAUGGCGGCCCCCGUGGAUCUGGAGUUGAAGAAGGCUUUCACAGAGCUUCAAGCCAAAGUUAUUGAUACUCAACAGAAGGUGAAGCUUGCAGACAUACAGAUUGAACAGCUAAACAGAACAAAAAAGCACGCACAUCUUACAGAUACAGAGAUUAUGACUUUGGUAGAUGAGACUAACAUGUAUGAAGGUGUAGGAAGAAUGUUUAUUCUUCAAUCCAAGGAAGUAAUUCACAAUCAACUGUUAGAAAAACAGAAAAUAGCAGAAGAAAAAAUUAAAGAACUAGAGCAGAAAAAGUCCUACCUGGAACGGAGCGUUAAAGAAGCUGAGGAUAACAUCCGGGAGAUGCUGAUGGCACGAAGGGCACAGUAGGAGCCACCCUACAAAUGUCUUCCUUUCUGACCCUUACCACCCUGGCAAGCCUGUGCCGGGCAACUGUGUCCCUCAGUCUAGAUGGAUGUUUCAUCUGGGUGGCUUAGCAGCCUUGCAUUCUCUACAUCCCCCUUCAGGUCCCACCCCUGUACAUUUUUUUUUUCCUGUCUCUGCCUGCCACCCCUGCCCAGGACACUCUUCUUUCCUGGGAGGGAGCCAGGAACUCCCAGGAGAGGAAAGGUGGGGGUGAGGGCAGAUGGGGAAGUUCUGCAUUAGCCUGCCACUAGGCAGGUGGUUGGACCAAUAAAAGGCUGUGUUCUA
Jaculus jaculus (lesser Egyptian jerboa) is the source of this 734-nucleotide messenger RNA. It is a transcript of the gene Pfdn1, whose product is annotated as prefoldin subunit 1. Gene Ontology annotation, molecular function: protein folding chaperone. NCBI's taxonomy places the organism in Eukaryota, Metazoa, Chordata, Mammalia, Rodentia, Dipodidae. The record is from RefSeq and is a predicted model, not a curated record. Gene Ontology annotation, cellular component: prefoldin complex; cytoplasm. The coding region runs from base 45 to 413 and encodes 122 amino acids. The transcript is spliced from 4 exons. Gene Ontology annotation, biological process: protein folding.